This is a messenger RNA of Lodderomyces pseudojiufengensis, 1590 nucleotides long. RefSeq names its product phosphate-sensing transcription factor (gene PHO4). The transcript has a single exon. The record is from RefSeq and is a predicted model, not a curated record. The coding region runs from base 1 to 1590 and encodes 529 amino acids. Gene Ontology annotation, molecular function: protein dimerization activity. NCBI's taxonomy places the organism in Eukaryota, Fungi, Ascomycota, Pichiomycetes, Serinales, Debaryomycetaceae.
AUGGAGCUGCAAAAUUGGUUUUCACCAAAUGAAAAAUCACCAUAUUUUCAAGAUUUAGAUCCAACUUCAUCAAAUAAUUCAAAUCAACCAUUACAACAGCACCCACAUCAUCAUCAACAUCAUAAUCAACAUCAACAACUGCAACAACAACAGCUACAACAAUUAUCUAAUCAUUCUACACCAAAUCAUCCACAAAGUAAACCUAUGACACCUCAUAAUCUACAUAAUACUCCUAAUUUUGCAGAAGAACAAAUGUUUCUAAGUCAAUUAUUGGAAAAUCAAGAUUAUUAUACUGAUAGAAACUCAAAUCAACCAACUCCAAAUCAACAUCAUCCAAAUAUCAAUCAUCAAAAUCAUCAUCCUCAAAAUCUACAUCAUCAUCAUCAUCAUCCUCAAAAUCAACAACAACCACUAGAUUUAAAUCAAACUUUCAAUGAUAAUCGAUCUCUUCCAAAUCAUAUGACACCAAAUGUUUUACCUCAACAACAAAAUUUUGAAUUUGGUUUAGAAUUUAUAGUACCUGAAGAUUUAAGUUUUAGUGGAUCUUCUUCCGCUUUUCCUCCAAAUAUAGUUGAUGAAAAUACUCCUAUAUUACCUACACAAAAUUAUUCAUUUCAUCAACAACAUCAACAACUUCAUAAUCGAUCACAACAUCAUCAACAACAACAGCCACAUCAACAUCAACAACAACAACUGCACGACCAACUUCAACAUGACUUAAAUCAACAAAACAUACCUCCAUCUCAAAACAAUUUAAAUUUCGAACCAUUAACAUCUCCAGCAUUAACUGCUCAACAACCAUCUAUAAAUGAUAAAAGAAGAUCAACGUCGUCACAAUAUGCACCACCAGAAGAGCAAAAACAAUAUAAACGAAGAACACCUCAUGGUACCCCUAUAUUACAACCAAAUGGGAAUAAAAACUACACAUCACCAUCAGUGAAAGCUAAAAGUUCAACUCCUUUUAAUAAUUUUGAAAAAUUACCAGAACUGUCUAUACCUGAAUCUACAACUAUAAAAAAGGAAGAAUCUCAUACAUCCCUACCUGGUGAUGAUGAAAUGUUACCACCAAUUAGAAAACCAGUGGAAAUUAAUGACAACAACAAUAAUAAUAAUAGCAAUAAUAAUACAAUUAAUAAUGACAGUAACGGUAACACACCAUUAAUGGGAUUCACAAUGGGUCGAUUAGCAGAACAAGAACAACAACAACAGCAACAACAACAACAACAAACGAAAAAACAAUCCCAGCAACAACAACCUCUAAAAAGAUCAAAAUCUCAAACAAGAAAACCAUCAUUAUCACGUUCAAAAUCAUCAUCAUCAACAGAAUCAAGUUCUACUUCAACAUCACCAAAAUUAAAUAAAAAACCAGAAAAAUUAGCAACAAAAAAGGCAUCUCAUAAAUUAGCUGAACAAGGUAGAAGAAAUAGAAUGAAUACUGCUGUUGCUGAAUUGGGGUCAUUAAUUCCUCAAAGUUAUCAUGAUGAAGUUACUAUUCCAUCAAAAGCAACAACUGUUGAAUUAGCUUCUAAAUAUAUUAAUUCAUUAAUUAAUGAAAUUAAUGAAUUAAAAUCUAAAGGAAAUGAGAAAUAG